Molecule: messenger RNA, 3664 nt
Organism: Sorex araneus (European shrew)
Lineage: Eukaryota; Metazoa; Chordata; Mammalia; Eulipotyphla; Soricidae
Gene: URI1
Product: URI1 prefoldin like chaperone
Exons: 11
Coding region: 270-1871 (533 amino acids)
Biological process (GO): negative regulation of transcription by RNA polymerase II; negative regulation of phosphatase activity
Molecular function (GO): chromatin binding; phosphatase inhibitor activity; transcription corepressor activity
Source: RefSeq, a predicted model, not a curated record
CGGCGGCGGCAGCGGCGGCGCUUGGCGACCGGCCUGCGGCUGCGGGUCCGCGGCGGCGGCGGCAUGCGCGUGUGAGAUGCGGCCGCGGGCAGUCGGGACGCGAGCAGCGGCCGCCGCGGCAACGGGAAAGGCGGGCGCGGCCUGCUCGGCGCGGGGCGCCCGGCGCAUGAGGGCGAGCACGCGGGCGCUGGGCAGCUGCCGGCCACGCCGCCUCUAUAAACACUGGUUUAGGACUCGUUCGCCCCGUGGACGCCCCGGCGGCCCCCGCCAUGGAGGCUCCGCCUGACGGCGGGGCCCCGGUGUCGGCCGCGAGCGCGGCGCCGCUGCGCGCCCCGGACGUGGCGCGGCUCCGCGAGGAGCAGGAAAAGGUGGUCACUAACUGCCAAGAGAAAAUCCAGCAUUGGAAGAAGGUGGAUAGUGAUUAUAAUGCUCUGCAGGAAAGACUCAGUACCUUACCUGAUAAAUUGUCUUAUGAUAUCAUGGUACCAUUUGGCCCAUUUGCCUUCAUGCCAGGAAAGCUUAUUCAUACCAAUGAAGUCACUGUUUUACUGGGAGACAAUUGGUUUGCAAAAUGCUCAGCAAAGCAAGCUGUGGGCUUAGUCGAGCAUCGGAAAGAACAUGUAAGAAAAACAAUAGAUGAUUUAAAAAAAGUGAUGAAAAAUUUUGAAUCUAGAGUUGAAUUCACAGAAGAUUUACAGAAAAUGAGUGAUGCUGCAGGUGAUAUUGUUGAUAUAAGAGAAGAAAUUAAAAGUGACUUUGAAUUUAAAGCUAAAUACCGAAUUGCUCAUAAACCUCACUCCAAACCCAAAACUUCAGAUGUUUUUGAAGCGGAUUUUGCAAAUGCUAUGAAAUCUGAUAAUUUACUUGCUGAUAAGGAACUGUGGGAUCGGCUUGAAGAACUAGAGAGACAAGAAGAAUUGCUGGGUGAACUUGAUAGUAAGUCUGAUACUGUGAUUGCAAAUGGAGAAGAUACAACAUCUUCAGAAGAGGAAAAGGAUGAACAAAACAUAAAUGUGAACACGAUGCAUCAAAUAAUAGACUCUCAUACUUCCAGCAGUUAUAAGAAUGUUACAAAUUCAGAACUGUUCAAUGGCCAAAUGAAUAGUCAACUGAACUGUUCAGUCAAUGGUUCAAAUUCUUACAGUAAUGAAGAAGACGAAGAAGAAGGAGGAGAAGAAGAUGAAGGGGAGGAUGAGUAUGAUGACGACAGUGAAAAUGACCAUGAUGCUUUAGAUGUUGGAGAAAAUUCUAUACCAACAAUAUAUUUUUCUCAUACUGUUGAACCUAAGCGGGUUCGAAUAAAUACUGGAAAAAAUACCACCUUAAAAUUCAGUGAAAAGAAAGAGGAAGCCAAACGUAAGCGAAAGAACAGCUCUGGUGGUGGCCAUGCCACCCAUGGCCACGAGCUGCCUAUGAUCAGGACUCCUGCUGACAUUUAUAGAGUCUUCGUUGAUGUAGUGAAUGGAGAAUAUAUCCCUCGUAAGUCAAUCCUGAAGUCUCGCAGCAGGGAGAACAGCGUGUGCAGUGACACCAGUGAAAGCAGUGCCGCUGACUUUGAUGAUAGGCGGGGCAUUCUGAGAAGUGUUAGCUGUGAAGAGGCCUCCUGCAGUGACACCAAUGAGAAUAUUCUGGAAGAAGAACAACAAAACCACCCAAAAAAACUUUUGCCUUUAUCAGGAGCAUCAGAGGCUUUUUCUGGGACUGUAAUAGAAAAAGAAUUUUCAUCAUCUUCUUUAAUACCACACACAGCCACGGUUCACCCUCUGCUGCCCACCAUACCAGAGCGAAAAGAAGUUCUAUCAGAAGCCUCGGAAGAAACGGCAAAGAGGGUCUCAAAGUUCAAAGCUGCCAGAUUGCAGCAGAAGAACUAGGAAAUGGGAAUUUGCAUCCUAAAACCUAGUUUUAUAUUUGAAUAUAUAUAUUAUGUAUAUAUGCAUAAUAUGUAUAUUAUGUAAUUUGAAAUAAGACAUUCUGAGUUAAUUUGGCAGCCGGGUCUCUUAUUCUUAUCAGUGACAUUAAAAAAAAAAAAGUAAAUGUUUGAGUACUUUAAUAUUCAGCUUAUUUUGUUAAUUCUCUAAAUACUGUCAACACUCUUGUCUAAGUUUUCCUUAUGAUGCAAUGGCAACAUUUUGAAUUAUUUUUCAAAGAAUACUGUUCUUAUGCAUUGUUUUUGUUUCAAACUAAAUACAGGCAGUUUUGUACCAGCUGUGAUGUUGUGCAUACCAUAUGGACCAUUCUAAAGAAACUUUUAAAAUUUCAAGUAGAGCCAACAGUUACGUUACUUGCUUUAGUAUUUUAAGGCACUUUAAAAAAAUCUACUUCUUGUAGAUUUUGCAGCUAGGUGACUAUUUAAAAAGAAAAUCUCCCCCCCCUUAACUGCCAUUCUGUAAUCUCAUAAGGCAGAAAGCUUUCAUGUACCCCAGGGGAAAAUUUCUUUGACUGGAAGAAUGCUAUUUUGUAAAACAUUUUUUUUUUCAAGUAAAGAUUUUAUUAAACUUGGUAUCUAAAAUGUUGUGAACUUUUUGAUUUAGAAUUAGACAUAUAUAGAAAUGUCUUUGACUCAUAUUUAUGGCACCACCUCAGAUUCAGUAAUUAAUUAGAAGCUUCUUUUCUACUGUGUGUUGUUCUUACCGAUGUUAUAAUUUUGAGAGAAAGUUGUCUAAAUGCAAAAAUCUUUUUAACAAAAAAUUUUAUUUUCAUCUUUUCAACAAUUUCAUUCAAAGAAUCCUUUCUUAAUAAUAGUAGAAGGAACAUCCUUUUAUCAAAAUUUCUUAAAAUUACGGGAGAUUUAUUCUCUUGAAUUUUCUCUUAAAAGUUACACUGUAAGUGUUAAUCAUUAUUAGCUUGAUGCAUGCUAAAAUGUAGCUUUUAAAAAGCAUUCUGCAUUAGUACUAAAAUAAGCCAUCAGUGCCAGUCCACCCUCUAUUCAUGGCUAAAUAGUUAAAGGUUAUUUAUAGCUUCUUUGAUGAAUUCUUAUUUAAACAAAGUGAAAUUAUGUCCUUGAAAAGAAGCUGUUUGUUACUGGAACAGCACAACUGUAAGUUUUAUGAAUAUGUAUUUUAAUAAUAGGGGUGAGCCUGAGUCCUCAUAAGUUUAUGGAUAAUUUAGAACACAAGACUUAUUUUGAAGAUAGCCUAAAAGUUUUUGCUUGUAAAAUUUGGUCAACUGUGCAUAUAUAUUAAUAGUUUAAAAGUUUUUUCUCUUACUCUGUUGUCCACUAAACCUACCACCACCAUCAUACCAAGACUAGUCACAUAUAUACCACAGGAGCUUCCAAUUCUAGCUGCUAUUCAAGUAAACCUUUCUGUGCUAGAAUUCCCCCCCUGUAAUAAACUUUAUUGCUGAACUAUUGAGGUAUUGUUACAGGCAUAAUUUCAAGAGUAUGGUCAUUAAAAUAAUUUUCAGUUUUAUGAACUUUAUUUUUAACCUGCUGUUGAUGUAGUUUAUGUUAUUUGAAAAUAGAUAAUUUCCUCAUAGAACAAGAUGGUAGUAGAAGUAGUAUUUGAUGUUUUUCUAUGUUCUGCUAUAGAUCAAAUGAGAUAUUGUUGUCCCAUUUCAUAGCUUUAGUCAUAUAACAAAGAUUCAAAUUGUAAGUUAACUAUAGCCUUAUUUUUCUUAUUAAAUUCCUGUUUCAGUGAGAUAAAAAUAAAGCUGGUUUUAAGUA